CACGAAUCGAAUGCACCACACGGCGGCUUGUUUCGGAAGCUGCGUUCUGUUUUUCAUUCACCAAUUUCACUCGUCCUCCGCACCGAUGGUGAACAAGUUCUUCCUCCGCGGUCUCGGCUUCUUUAACGAUGCGUACGAUCUCUCGGUCAUCAACAUCGUCAACGUCAUCUUGGAGCACCAGUACGGCAAGAGUGUCUUUGACAGCUCGAUGAAGUCGAACGUCUCGACGUCCGCACUCAUUGGCGCCGUCCUCGGUCAGCUCGUCUUCGGCGUCCUCGGUGACAUGUACGGCCGCAAGAACUGCAUGAUUGCGACGUGUGCGCUCCUCAUCGUCGGUGGUAUCCUCUGUGCGGCGGCCUACGGCGGUUCGGCCCUCGGCACGCUUUGGUUCCUCGUCGUUGCCCGUGGUGUUCUCGGUUUCGGUAUCGGCGGCGAGUACCCGCUCGCGGCGUCGUCGUCGUCGGAAGAUGCCACGUCGCCCGCCGACCGCAACCGCCGCGUCUCGCUCACGUUCUCGCUCCAGGGUGUCGGCUUCCUCAUUGCUGGUGUCUUUGGCUUGAUCAUGGUCAACGCGAUGGACCCGACGACCCAGAACCUCGAGAUCAUGUGGCGCGUGCUCUUUGGCAUCGGUGUCCUCCCGGCGCUCUUCCUUGUCUACUACCGCAUCACGGCCGAAGAGACCCAAGCGUACAAGACGAUGAUGGCUGAAGAAGUCCACGUCCAGAAGAUCCGCUGGUCGUUCAUCCUCAAGCACUACGGCAAGAGCCUCCUCGGCACGGCCGGCACGUGGUUCCUCUUUGACAUUGUGUUUUACGCGCAAAACCUCUUUACGGCGUCGAUCCUCUCGGUGAUUGGCGCCAACUCGACGCUCCACACGAUCGCGCUCCAGAACGUCUUGAUCUCGCUCGUGGCGCUGCCGGGUUACUACGUCGCGUGCUUUUUCAUCAACAAGAUGGGCCGCAAGCGCAUCAUGCUCCAGGGCCUUAUCUGUAUGACGAUCAUCUUCCUUGUGCUCGGCAUCUGGUGGGACACGAUCAAGGACCAGAGCGCGGUCUUCAUCAUUCUCUUUGGCUUGACGCUCUUCUUCUCCAACUUUGGCCCCAACAUGUCGACGUUCGUCAUGCCCACGGAGAUGUACCCGACGGCCAUCAAGAGCUCGUGCCACGGCUUCUCGGCCGCCAUGGGCAAGGCCGGCGCUGCUGUCGGCUCAUACGGCUUUGCGCGCUGGGUCGACAACCCGAGCUUUGGCUACGUCGGCACGUGGUACACGUUUGCCGGCAUCUGUUUGGCGGCGCUUGUCCUCACGUGGUUCUGCAUGUUUGACAACAACGAGGAGGCGAGCGUCAUGGACAACGCGUUCAAGGCCAAGCUCGCGCUCGAGAACGACGAGACGCGCAAGUCGUUUAUCGCUGGCGAGGACGAGCACGACGUCGAUGCUACCACCGCCUACGAAAAGGCGUAAACAAGUCGCCUGUUAGAAACACCACUCUAGUAAAACUAUAACACAAUGUGUACAUUAUUUUAGAAACAUG
Molecule: messenger RNA, 1532 nt
Organism: Saprolegnia diclina VS20
Lineage: Eukaryota; Oomycota; Saprolegniomycetes; Saprolegniales; Saprolegniaceae
Exons: 1
Coding region: 11-1462 (483 amino acids)
Biological process (GO): transmembrane transport; carboxylic acid transport
Cellular component (GO): plasma membrane
Molecular function (GO): carboxylic acid transmembrane transporter activity
Source: RefSeq, a predicted model, not a curated record